This is a messenger RNA of Diorhabda carinulata, 1788 nucleotides long. RefSeq names its product 6-phosphogluconate dehydrogenase, decarboxylating. Bases 282 to 1727 code for a protein of 481 amino acids. Gene Ontology annotation, biological process: pentose-phosphate shunt, oxidative branch; pentose-phosphate shunt. Gene Ontology annotation, molecular function: phosphogluconate dehydrogenase (decarboxylating) activity; NADP binding. Gene Ontology annotation, cellular component: cytosol. The transcript has 6 exons. The record is from RefSeq and is a predicted model, not a curated record. Lineage: Eukaryota; Metazoa; Arthropoda; Insecta; Coleoptera; Chrysomelidae.
UUAUUAAUGUAUAAAAGUUGCGUUGUACUUUCAAUCACACGUUAAAUUCAAAAUUUUGAUUCUCUUCUGAAAUUCCUUGACCUUCAGUAAUUCAAUGUGACUCCUUACCAAUAGCAGUUCAUUUAAAAUAGAGGGGAAUAGCUUGAUAAAACCAACCUGGUUAUGAAUUGUGUAUUGCAAUAAUCAAAUCACUACAUUAAUCGCCGACGUGACGAUAUAAAUCGUCCGGACUAACGCACACCUAACCUUCAAACAUUAUUGGAUCAACAGGUCGUUUUAUAAUGGCAAAAAAAGGAGACAUUGGCUUAAUUGGUUUGGCCGUCAUGGGCCAAAAUCUCAUCCUUAACAUGGCAGAUCAUGGCUUCACAGUAGUAGCCUUCAACAGAUCCAUAGAAAAAGUCCACAAUUUCCUUGCAAAUGAAGCCAAAGGAAAAAGCAUCAUAGGAGCUGAAUCUAUUGAAGACUUAUGUUCAAAACUUAAAGCACCCAGGAGGGUAAUGUUACUUGUGAAAGCAGGAGAUGCUGUAGACAAUUUUAUCAACCAACUUGUUCCUCAUUUAGAAAGAGGAGAUAUUAUUAUCGAUGGUGGAAACUCUGAGUAUCAGGACAGUGAAAGAAGAACUAAGGAAUUAUCAGAAAAAGGAAUCCGAUUUGUUGGAUCGGGUGUAUCAGGUGGAGAAGAAGGUGCUCGCUAUGGUCCUAGUUUAAUGCCUGGAGGUAAUAAAGAAGCUUGGCCUUACAUAAAAGAUAUCUUCCAAGGUAUCUCCGCUAAAGCCGAUGGUCAACCUUGUUGUGAUUGGGUGGGAAGUGAUGGUGCUGGUCAUUUUGUUAAAAUGGUACACAAUGGUAUAGAAUAUGGAGAUAUGCAGCUUAUUGGAGAAGUCUAUCAUUUAAUGACUGCAAUUGGUAUUAAUCAAGAAGAAAUGGCAGACACUUUUGAAAAAUGGAACAAGGGUGCUUUGGAUAGUUUCUUGAUUGAAAUUACCAGAGAUAUUUUGCGAUAUAGAGGUUCAGAUGGGGAGUAUCUUCUUCCAAAAAUUAGAGACACUGCUGGUCAAAAAGGAACAGGAAAAUGGACUGCCAUAUCAGCACUUAACUAUGGCGUUCCUGUAACUCUAAUAGGAGAAGCUGUGUUCAGUCGUUGUCUUUCGGCUCUUAAAAAAGAGAGAUUGCAUGCUAGUACUGAACUUCAAGGACCUAAUAUAAAAUUUACAGGGGAUAAAAAGAAGUUUCUAGAUGAUUUAGAACAGGCACUCUAUGCUGCCAAAAUUGUAUCUUAUACACAAGGUUUCAUGUUAUUGAGAGAAGCAGCCAAAGUACACAAUUGGGACCUUGAUUACGGAGCGAUUGCCUUGAUGUGGAGAGGAGGUUGUAUCAUUAGAUCAGUAUUCCUUGGAAAAAUUAAAGAAGCUUUUGACAAAGACAUCAAUUUAAAAUCGUUAUUAUUAGAUCCUUUUUUCCUAAAUGCUAUCACCAAAGCUCAAACUGGUUGGAGGAAUGUUGUAUCUACAGCUGUCAACAUAGGCAUUCCAACACCAGCUUUAAGUACCGCUUUGGCUUUCUACGAUGGUUACAGGUCUGAGCGUUUGCCAGCAAACCUACUUCAAGCUCAAAGAGACUACUUUGGAGCACAUACUUACGAAUUAUUGGGACAAGAAGGUAAUUUCAUUCACACCAAUUGGACUGGACAUGGAGGAAACGUUUCUGCUUCAACAUACGAUGCGUGAAUUGUCUGUAUUUGUUAUUUAAUGUAUACCUUACAUGUUUUUGAAUAAAAUAUUUACUGUU